This is a messenger RNA of Colius striatus (speckled mousebird), 3452 nucleotides long. It is a transcript of the gene SUCLG2, whose product is annotated as succinate-CoA ligase GDP-forming subunit beta. The record is from RefSeq and is a predicted model, not a curated record. The transcript is spliced from 11 exons. Gene Ontology annotation, biological process: succinyl-CoA metabolic process; tricarboxylic acid cycle. NCBI's taxonomy places the organism in Eukaryota, Metazoa, Chordata, Aves, Coliiformes, Coliidae. The coding region runs from base 34 to 1332 and encodes 432 amino acids. Gene Ontology annotation, cellular component: mitochondrion; succinate-CoA ligase complex. Gene Ontology annotation, molecular function: succinate-CoA ligase (GDP-forming) activity; ATP binding.
GCGGCCGCCGGGAGGCCAAGCGGCACGGCAAAGAUGGCGGCUCCUCUUGCUGGGCAGGCGGGGGUUGUGCUGCGGGACCUGGCCCGGAGAUCCGCCCGUCUGCGGGGCAGCUUCCCGGCUGUUCAAUUAACCCCUAGACGAUGGCUGAACCUGCAAGAGUACCAAAGCAAAAAAAUAAUGGCAGACCAUGGGGUUACAGUUCAGAGAUUCUUCGUAGCUGAUUCUGCAAAUGAUGCCCUGGAGGCUGCUCAGAGACUAAAGGCAAAGGAGAUUGUUCUGAAGGCACAAAUUCUGGCUGGAGGGAGAGGAAAAGGUAUUUUCAACAGUGGAUUGAAAGGAGGAGUUCAUCUAACUAAAGACCCUAAGAUUGUUGAACAGCUUGCUAAACAGAUGAUUGGGUACAAUCUGUCAACAAAGCAAACUCCAAAGGAUGGUGUGACAGUUAAAAAGGUGAUGGUUGCAGAAGCACUGAAUAUUUCCAGGGAAACAUACUUUGCGAUCUUGAUGGACAGAGCCUGCAAUGGACCUGUUAUGGUUGGCAGCCCAAAGGGUGGUGUUGACAUAGAAGAAGUUGCAGUUACUAGCCCAGAACUUAUCUUUAAGGAGGAAAUAGAUAUUUUUGAAGGCAUAAAAGAUCAUCAGGCAUUGCAGAUGGCAAAAAAUUUGGGCUUCAAAGGACCUUUGCAACAGCAGGCAGCAGAUCAAAUUAAGAAGCUGUAUAAUCUUUUCUUGAAAAUUGAUGCCACUCAGGUUGAAGUGAAUCCCUUUGGUGAAACUCCAGAAGGGCAAGUUGUCUGUUUUGAUGCCAAGAUAAACUUUGAUGACAAUGCAGAAUUUAGGCAAAAAGAAAUAUUUGCUAUGGAUGACAAGUCUGAAAAUGAGCCUAUAGAGAAUGAAGCUGCCAAAUAUGACUUAAAAUAUAUAGGACUGGAUGGAAAUAUUGCUUGUUUUGUCAAUGGAGCUGGGCUUGCAAUGGCAACAUGUGAUAUAAUAUCCUUGAAUGGUGGAAAGCCAGCCAACUUCUUGGAUCUCGGUGGAGGUGUGAAAGAAGCACAAGUAUACCAAGCAUUCAAGCUGCUGACUGCUGAUCCAAAGGUUGAAGCAAUACUUGUAAACAUAUUUGGUGGGAUUGUGAACUGUGCCAUCAUAGCCAACGGUAUUACCAAAGCCUGCCGAGAGCUUGAGCUGAAAGUACCUUUGGUGGUCAGGCUGGAAGGAACAAAUGUUCAUGAAGCCCAGCGUAUCUUGAAUGAAAGUGGACUCCCCAUCACGUCUGCAAAUGACCUUGAGGAUGCAGCAAAGAAGGCAGUGGCUAGUGUGGCCAAAAAAUAACAGCUUGAGGAUUAUUCUGAUGAGAAAGUUUGUUUGUUUCACGAGGUAUCAUUCCUGUGGUUCUUUCAGAGAGGAGUAGUGGUUUUUCUAAGCAGUCAUCAGUGUUGAUGGACUGAAUUUGUGAUACAAGGCAAACUCGGGCCAGAGGCUUGCAAGAGGCGUCAACAAUUUUGCAGCUACAGUCUUGAAAAGUUUGUAUGUUUUCAUCUCAUUCUGGUCAUUUUGUUACUCAGAAUUGUUAUAAGUAAUGCUUCACUUCCUAAAGCUCUUUUUCAGUUUUCUGUCUUGAGAUUGUCACUGAUAAACUCAUAAUUAAUAAUUGUCAACAGGGUUGUUCUUUAAUCAAACACACGUAGGUCACCUAUUUCACAAUAUUCUCAUUCCUCUUUUAUAUUGUAAAGAGCAAACUAAUAAUGGGGUUAUAUUUUGUAUGGACUUUUACAGUAAUGUAGAACAUUGUGCUUGCAAUAUCUAUUUUUAUUCCAAUGAAUAUGGGUUAUUUUCUUUUUCAGAAAUGACACGUUUUGCCUUAAGGUGUUUUUCUUUUGUAGAUGCCAAAGUAUACCUCACCACGGGAAGCAAGGGACCGAAUAGUUGGUAGUGAAAGGACCUUCCAUUCUUAUACUGUGCCCAUAAGCUGGCCAAAUGUGAUUCAUUUUAUUUUCUGGGUUUUGGAAAUGAGGUGCAGUAUUUCUAGGUGUAACAGUGCCAUGCAGAGAGCACUAGGAGGAUGAGCCUGCCAGGAGGAAAAUGGCUGCUAACUUCUUAAACCAACCUCUUUCAUAACUGUGUGUCGUGGUUUUGCCCAGCCGGGAAACAAAGAGCCACGAGGCUGCUCGCUCACUCCUCCCCUCCCGGUGGAGUGGGAAGGAGAACCAGAGAAAAAGGGGAAAAACCCGCGUAGGUUGAAAUAAGAGCGGUUUAAUAGAACAACAAUAAGAAUGAACAGGUUCAGGGGGAAAAAGGAACAGUUUUAACAGUACACGAGGGGAAUAUACAAAAGGAAUGGCGCGUGCCGCGGCUGCUCACCACCCAGGACCCGACGCGACUCCCCCUCCGACCGGUAGCCCCGCCUGUGCUCCCGAAGCCCCGCCCCCGACUAGCUCCUUGCUUCUAGGUACUGGGCAUGAUGUCAGUAUGGUAUCGAAUACCUGUUGGCCAGCCCAGGUCAGCUGCCCAUGCUGUGCCCCUUCCUACUUCCUCAUCAAAGUUAACUCUAUCCUAGCCAAAACCAGGACAUUCCACCCCUUAUUCUAUACCAUCUACAUCAUGCCUAGUUUCACAAUAUACAACAUCUGGGCACAUUUCCUCUCCCUGAAAAAAAUAGGGGCACACACAGAGAAGUAUAUCAUUCCCUCAGUUUAUAGGCCACCCCCCUAACACUCCCGUUAAGUCCAUUUAGCCGUUUAGUUCAUAACUUCAGGUCUUAUUCAUCAUAAAUCUUUCACAGCAGGGCAGAUGGGGUGUGUGUGUGGGAUAGGUCACUGCAUGCAGUAUCAGGAUUUUGCAGUUGGUCCUUUAGGUGUGUCUUGUCUGUAAGUUGAAAGCACUGAUCUUGAGGACGUCACUGGGCACCAAUUCACAUUCUGCUCUUCUGUAUCUUGCUUGUCCAUGUCCAUCUUUCGGUGAUCUGGGUGGUCCUUACUGUAGUGUCAGUGAUAUGGCACAGAGCAACUAUGGUAAUGACGACAUACAACAACAAUGUUAUUUAACAACUAACAUAAUACAAUUUGAUUCAACGAAUUCACAGGCUAUUCUCACCCAAAAUCAAUUUUCCUUGAGGUACACACUGGGUUGUCCCAUCCUUACACAUCACCCACCAAGUGUACCCAGGUCCCUGAGCAAAAACAAUCCCACGAAUGGGUUUACCUUUACCCAAGGUAGGACUCACCCAUACUGCUUUCCCUAACAGAUCUUUUACGUGCACUACAGGGACUUUAUCCCCUUCUACAGUAUGUAAAAGUUCCGAUUGGGCAGGGCCAGCUCUGUUCACAGAUCCUCUGGAGUUGACUAGCCAGGUGGCCUUUUCUAAAUUUGUGUCCCAAUGUUUGAAUGUUCCACCCCCCAUCGCUCUCAGUGUGGUUUUCAAUAGUCCAUUGUGUCGUUCAACUUUUCCUGAG